This is a messenger RNA of Linepithema humile (Argentine ant), 1980 nucleotides long. Lineage: Eukaryota; Metazoa; Arthropoda; Insecta; Hymenoptera; Formicidae. The record is from RefSeq and is a predicted model, not a curated record.
AUGGGGAGAUCCCACAAGUCCAGGAAGAGGAGAAGAUCACCCUCACCAGAUCGCUUUGCCGCUUUAGAGCGAAAAAUGUCGCGUAUAAUGGACAUGCUGUCACGAAGUGAGGUUAGGGCGCCCAGCUGCCCCUCCCCAUCGACAUUUAGACCUUUGGCAGCUUCCCAGGAGGAUUUUGGGUUUCGUACUGACUCAGUAUCUGGCACUCCUAUGAGUCCCCAUCUAAGUGCUGACUCAAAUCAUACUUUGGCUCCCCUUGUGCGUCAAGAGGAACCAUCGAACCCAGAACUAUCAGGUGAGAACCCUGAAACUAAGAAUAAUGUUUCCGUAGAACAGCCGGAGCGGUUUUCUAUUGAGGAAGACGUCCUUCAGACACCUCCUGCUCCAGUGGAGGACAAUGCAGACCCUCUCACUAGACAGUUAUUUGGGUCAGAGCUUGGAGGAAACGAAACGCUGUUUUGGAAUGAGCUUCCUCUGGUUUUCCUCAAGGCCCCCACUUUAAAUCAGGAGUGCAAGGUGGCGCUUAAAAAUUCUUCUGUGGUGAAGCGGGAUGACUACGCUAAGAGGCUUCAAGAUCAAGCGGGUCUAGCUUUGUGCGCUUUAGAUCCUUGCAGAUCUUUUCUAUCGCACUUCCUUGAACAGAAGGGCUUUAAUUACACCAUCCCUCAAUCUAAACGCCAAGCAUACUGCCGAUACCAUUCCAGUGGACGAUCUUUUGUUUGGAGCUUCCUUUGGGGAAGAAAUGAAAAAGGCAGUGUCCAUGGAAAAGUCCUCGAAAGACAUCAUCAAACCGACGCUAGCUAUUUCCAGGAGAGUUCAGCAACCCAUCAAACAACUGACGCGACCCGCUCCGUCUACUUCGGGAAACUUCCGCGCCCCUGUACGUUAUCCGAGAUCGGCAACGAAGAGGACAGGGGCACCGAGCAACAGUCGCCGAUCGUAUCACCGCUCCCGAUCUCAGACGAGGAGGAGGUAGUCAACGAGGGACUUUCAUCCAGCCUGGAGCAGAAUUUCCCUGGUGGCCGCGAGGUUAUCAGGCAAGCCUUCUUACUUAAGGGAAUACCACCUUCAGCUUUAGCUGCGACGCUAGCAUCCCUGUCGAAAGCUACUAUAGCUCAAUAUUCGAAGCCUAUUAAACUUUGGUGGCUCUUCUGCAAGGAGAAAGAUGCCAACUGCUUCGCUCCAUCUGUGUCCCUCUUCUUAGAAUUUCUGUCAUCUUUGCUCGAGAGGGUGGGUUCUUAUGCUACCCUAAAUACUUACCGUUCAGCAAUUUCUCUUCUUUCUCAGGACGAAAUAGGCGCUCACCCUCUAGUCAAGAGGUUCUGUAAAGGAGUUGCUGCUCUAAAACCUCAGCGCCCUCGAUACGAUUAUAUGUGGGACCCGGCUCCAGUGAUCUCGCAUUUAGCUUCAUUGUAUCCACAUGAAGACCUCUCCUUAGAAGCAAUCUCAUUAAAACUGGUUACUCUCCUCGCUCUUACCACUGCCCAGAGAUUACAAACUUUGGCAGCUAUUCAGCUACCAAAUGUGUCCUUUUCGGAUUCUCUUAUUAUAAGGAUUCCUGCACGCCUCAAAACCUCUGGAAUUGGUAGAUCUCAGCCUUUGCUUUUCUUUAAGCCUUUCGUUGACAAACCAGAGCUAUGCAUCUUCUCCUUAAUAAGAUUUUAUUUGACUAUCACAGGUAAUCUCCGCCAAUCAGGCUGUGAUUCGCUUUUUAUUUCGUUUCGUGCCCCAUACAACGCAGUUUCCGCUCAGACUCUGGGCCGCUGGGUUAAGGCAGAAUUACAUGCAGCAGGAGUCGACAUAACGCUUUUUUCUGCGCAUUCUACCCGUCACGCGUCUACAUCCCUAGCAGCAAAUAGAGGGAUUAGUAUAGAGGAAAUUAGACGCACAGCUGGCUGGAGUAAGACUUCGCAGAUCAGCUCAAGAUUACGCCUGGAAUUUGUUCAGAAAAAUUAUCUGGAAUCUAGCGAGGAUCUAUAA